Messenger RNA from Schistocerca americana (American grasshopper), 953 nucleotides. Its product is annotated as glutathione peroxidase-like. NCBI's taxonomy places the organism in Eukaryota, Metazoa, Arthropoda, Insecta, Orthoptera, Acrididae. Gene Ontology annotation, molecular function: glutathione peroxidase activity. The transcript has 5 exons. The record is from RefSeq and is a predicted model, not a curated record. Gene Ontology annotation, biological process: response to oxidative stress.
UGCCCCCCCACGCCGGCCGUGUGACGGGGCCGUUAUAAGCUCGGCGGGGCCCCGCCAACAGUACUCAGCCGGCGGACACUUGCCGUCGUCUCACCGCAGCGCAACGAGCGUCCCAGCUAGCUGACACAGCCGGACGACGCCAAGAUGGGGCCGGUGCUGCUGCUUCUGGCGGCGCUGGCAGUGGGCGAAGGGGCGGCCAAAGCCGUGCAGCGGGUCGCCUCCGUCGAGUGCUCCAACGACUAUAACGACGGCGACUCCAUCUACAACUACACCGCCGAGGACAUCUGGGGCGAGCGCAACAUCAGCCUCUCAAAGUUCCGCGGCAAGGCGGUGCUAGUCGUCAACGUGGCGACUUACUGAGGUUUCACUCCCCAUUACUAUGGACUGAAUGCACUACAAUCCAGUAUGGGGGAUGACCUCGCUGUCCUCGGUUUUCCUUGUAAUCAGUUUGGUCUGCAAGAGCCGGGCGCCAAUGCCACGGAGAUCCUGAACGGCAUCGCCUACGUGCGGCCGGGAAGCGGUUUCCAGCCCAACUUCCAGAUGUUCGCCAAGACGGACGUCAACGGAGACAACGAGCACCCCCUCUUCACAUUCCUCAAGAGUCGGUGCCCUUCCACCCGCACUGGGUUCUCCGACAAGUACAGUCUCGAUUACAACCGAUUCCUGUUGUCGGACGUCCGCUGGAACUUCGAGAAGUUCCUGGUGUCCAAGGACGGCCAGCCAGUGAAGCGGUACGACCCGAGCACGGAGCCGCUCUCCUUCCAGCAGGACAUCGUCAGCCUGAUCCAGUCGGCGCCCAGCGUGUUCUCCAACAACCCACACUAACUGCUCCGCACAGUACGUUCCCUCUCUCGCCUUCUGGACACGUUCUUCAAGCCAAAAUAUGAAGCCCCUAAACAUGCAUCACAUCACUGUUGACCGAGAAAUUUUUGAAACUUAGUUUAUUUUCUGUU